Messenger RNA from Cotesia congregata, 714 nucleotides. NCBI's taxonomy places the organism in Eukaryota, Metazoa, Arthropoda, Insecta, Hymenoptera, Braconidae. The record is from the annotation of a GenBank genome assembly.
AUGGCAAGUGCUGAAUCACUAGUCGAACCGUUGGAUCCCGAUGAUUCUUAUCAAAAAUUAUUGAAACUAAGUGAAGUUGGUGGAGGUGUGUUGCAUAAUUUUUAUGGCAUUGAUAAAGCAGCAUUCAAUAUUAACAUAAUCGACAAAAUAGUAUCGUUAUGUCAGAAGAAAGAGUAUGGUAUCAAAGACUUACUCGACUUGCGCGACAUCGUAAAUUUAACGAUCUUCAAUCAGUAUAUUGAAGAAAAAAACAUUGACCGAAUAAACCAAUUGGAAAAGUAUAUUGACGUUUAUUUAUCAGCGAUCUGCCGUUAUAGAAGUCAAAAUUAUCAUUUCGUACGCAAUAAAUUGCUACCAUUGCUGCGCUUAAAAACUAAACCUCCGUUUAGUGAACCUGAUUUGAUCGCCAAAGGUACUGUAUCUCUAAAGUAUCCGGAAUCAGAUGCAAAACGAAAAAUAAAUAAUAACAUUGAUAUUAUUCAAAUGAUACGCUCGCAACAGGCACACAUUAGAAAUACGUCUUAUGAAUUACUAGUUUAUAAUAAUCGGUCAAAUAUUUAUGGCUCCAAACAAAUUAUUUUAACUGGAUCAGUAUUCGUUACUUUGGCUACAUCUUUAAUUAAUUUGCAAAAUGUCAUGCUUAAGAAUAAUAAUGAAAUGGGAUUUUAUGUCAGGCCAUUUUUGGAAGUUCAUACAUUGAAAUGGGAAAUUUAG